AUGGCCGAAUCCGAACCAAACACCCACCAACCACCAGCAGCAUCGCCCUCCCCUCCCCCGCCAGCCCAAGUUCCCCAAGCUCCCGGCCCUCGCGCUUCACGUCUGCACCAAGUUUUCGACCAAGCUUUGGCGCGCACACUUCGCGCAAACUCAUAUGCGAAUUUUGCAAGCUGCUUCCCUACACCGGCGCGCCAUGUUCCUGCCAGUCUAGAGAGUGUUUGGCGACAAUUAAACGCGAAGCUAGAAGAGAGCGCGAAAGCCGAGUUUGAGGAGAUCAUUGCGGAGCGGGAUGUCGUACCGCAUCUUAAUGAAUUGGAUCGAUUGGUCGGUGAGGCUAGGGCGAGGAGGGACCAGGAGGAGGAUGAGGAUUCUGAGAGGACUGUUCCACAUACCCUCGGCGCAGAAGACCUGUACAAGGCACACCUCACGCCGUAUCUGCAGGAAGCGCAGUCGACCCUGAAUGACAGACUUAAAGUAACGCAUGCGGAGAACACGCAGCUGGCGCAGACUGUUCAGUCGCAGAGACAGGAAAUCGAACAACUGCUGGCGCAUCUUGGUUAUGUGGUUUCUGAUAUUGAGGGAGCUGCUUCUGCUGCCACGCAGUUCAGCAAGGAGCAUCAUCUUCGCCAGGAUGCGGUCCAGAUGGAUGAGGAGGUAAAUGCUCGUUCGGGUCUGUGA
Penicillium antarcticum is the source of this 678-nucleotide messenger RNA. Its product is annotated as PMF1/NNF1 family protein. Gene Ontology annotation, cellular component: MIS12/MIND type complex. The record is from RefSeq and is a predicted model, not a curated record. Gene Ontology annotation, biological process: chromosome segregation. NCBI's taxonomy places the organism in Eukaryota, Fungi, Ascomycota, Eurotiomycetes, Eurotiales, Aspergillaceae. The coding region runs from base 1 to 678 and encodes 225 amino acids. The transcript has 2 exons.